Klebsormidium nitens is the source of this 1093-nucleotide messenger RNA. NCBI's taxonomy places the organism in Eukaryota, Viridiplantae, Streptophyta, Klebsormidiophyceae, Klebsormidiales, Klebsormidiaceae. The record is from the annotation of a GenBank genome assembly.
UUUGAAUUGUGGGCGUCUUGUGCGCGCUUGCCUUGUGCUUGAUGUCCUUCAGAAGGUCGUCAUAUUCGAUCUAACAUGCUUGAUUGGGGAUCCUAGGCUGCGUUGUUGUUUGUGUUUCUGUUUCAUCUUCUCGCAAGUUUUACAGACUUUGCAAUGCUGCCUCAGGCUUCUUCACCACAGUCUUCAAACUCCUCCUUUUAAUAUUUGCCAUCUCGAAGUCAGGCAGACGUAUUUGUACUGGUUAACUGUGAACUCGCUUCUGACGUUGGAAAGUAUGUCACCAGAACUUAACUUGCACCACCAGCAGAAGCAUAAGUGGCAACAAGUGGCGGGGGUCCCCGGGCUUUGGUUGUGUCCCAAUUUUCUAAGGGGCGAUCGACAAGAGAAGCUCCUGAAGGACAUCUUAGCAGAGGGCUGGUUUGAAACGCCGGUCCACAAUCAAGCGAUGCGCUUUGGUGACCUCCCUGCCUGGGCGGAAGCCCUUAGCAAAGACAUCCACCAGUCCGUAAUACACUUCGCUGGGUCUUUGGAUAUCGACACCCCAGACUCCGAGACUCCGCUCACUCCCCCUCUUCUCUGGCGGGAACCGCUCUUUGACCAGAUGAUCGUCAACAGUUACCAGCCUGGGGAGGGCAUCUCAUCGCAUGUCGACCUCGCCCGUUUUGAGGACGGGAUUGCCAUCGUCUCGCUCGGUCGGGAAGAGGUGAUGGAGUUCCACCCCGUGCGCGCUGAACAAGACUCAGCGAAGUCAGGGCUCAAGCAAGCUAGCGAAGCGGAGUCCUCUGCCACGAGGCAAAGCAAGCGCGUAAAGUAUUGUAGGGAGUCGGAGACGGAGUCCAGGGCAGACGAAGCUCGUCGAGAUAGUGCCGAGCUUUUUCACACCGGCUGCAAUCAGAGACGCGGGAGUGAACCGUUUGUCGGUCGGAGUGUAAGUCCAAGCACAGGACAAAAUGGCACCACAGAUGUGGACGGCGAAGCUCGAUACAACUGGAAGCACGGCAUUCCAGGUCGUACAGAGAUCGACAAGACCUUGCAAACAUCGGACAAGGUGCGCAUAAGCGUGACUCUGAGACGGCUGUGUCAGACGAGCUAG